This is a messenger RNA of Hippoglossus stenolepis (Pacific halibut), 2191 nucleotides long. RefSeq lists its product as uncharacterized. The transcript has 9 exons. The record is from RefSeq and is a predicted model, not a curated record. Gene Ontology annotation, cellular component: membrane. The coding region runs from base 228 to 989 and encodes 253 amino acids. Lineage: Eukaryota; Metazoa; Chordata; Actinopteri; Pleuronectiformes; Pleuronectidae.
UAAGAUUUAGCGUUAUGUAACGCUCAGGCUGCUGGAGGCUGCAGUCAUGCUUGUGAACUGCAUCAGACUGCGAAGUCUAUAAAAAAAGUGGCUGCAUCACUUUGCUGCAGUGACAUCCAGCUCUUGAACACACCCUGCUGCAGCCUGCAGAGCAGCCACACUGAGCACAUUCUGCUGUGUAUCUUCACGAGGAGAUUUGGCGAGCUGCUACAACACAGCUGAGCACUAUGGAUCUUAAAGAUAAAGACCCAAUACCUGCAGUGGGGACCCUCUCCUCAGGCCAACUGCAGUCCCACCUCAAGAUGGAGCCCAAGACUCUGGGGGCGAUCCAGAUUGUUAUUGGGGCUUUGAUUCUUUGUCUCAGUGCCUCUGUGCUCCAGAUCCAUGAGGUCCACUUUACAGGGGAUGUGGCCCUCUUCCUGAUUGUUGUCAUACAGGUGACCCUGUCUGGUUCUGUGUUGGUCCAUAGUGGGAGGAGACCUACUCUAUUCUGGGUGAAAUGCAUGCUCGUGCUGCAUCUCAUCAGUGCCGCAUUUGCCACUGCUGCCCUGGGUCUGAUGUCCAAACACCUCCCCUACCGCCAGGACUCUUACCACUGUGAACACUGUCGCAGACUGGAGCUACAUGCCGUGCAACAUUGUUUCAGGAAAUGCACCGGGCUGAUCGAGCAAAAGUGUAAACUGUUGAUUGACGGGAUCCUGGGGACGCUGGUGGUCUUCCUGGUGCUGGAGCUGUUGAUCUGUAUCACUGCUAUGCUGUUUGGACUCAGUGUCCUCGCUGCUGGUGCCACUCAGGCUUCCAGCCAGAGACCUGUCUAUCCACACACCCGCCCCCCACUUGCUCCAGCUGUGCAGGCUGCUGCAGCUGAACCAUCUCAGCAGGUGGCUGUAGUUGUGACUGAACCAGAUUCAGAGCAGAUGGAGGACAUCUCCACCCCACCCACUGAACCCCAGGUGGAGCCUAUAGAGGCUGUGGCUACAGAACCCUGAACUCAGCACUCACUGCCCCUUGUGGUGUCAUGUCAUGUCAGACAUAGAGGGAAUAUGGAAACUAGGAAAAACUACUCCUGUCAAAUUGUUAUCAUUUCAUAGGUCCAUAACCAAUCAGUUACUGAAAAGACAAUGGCUAUCUGGAGGCACAGGGGACCUGAGCGUAAUAUCAGAGGAAAGUGGCAGCGGUGUGAGUAUGGUCUAUUGGCUGCACAUAUAAAUAACAUGUUCUUAUAGUUAGAAGAAAGCAAAUGGGGUCUAGGGUAUAUGCACUUCACUAAUAGUGUGUUCACAUUUAGUGUCAAUUAGAAUGAAGGUAGAUUCUAUUUGUAACCAGGUACUAUUUUGCCUUUAGAAAGUCUCAAACUCAUUUAACCAAAACAUAUUUCAUUGCUGAAAUAACUUGUUUCUCAGUUAUUAAAGUAACGUUGAAUUCAUAUAAAGAUAUUCUCAAGUUGUCUUAAUGCCAGUCUACAGUGAACUGAUGAAAAAGCAGCCAAGCUAAAACUGUUCAUCAUCCGUUUUCAUAUUUUAGACUUAUUAUUAUUAUUCAAACUUAAAGGAGUACUUCAGUGAUUUUGUUCCCUCAUUAUGUUGGGAGACUCAAAACAAACAGAUUAAAACAGAAUGUUUAAACUGUAAGCAGCAGAUGCUGAGAUAUGGGGAUAUAUCUAUCACUUUUCAUGGAGACAGUGAGAUAUGUAUUGUAUGUUGUGAUCACAAAAGAUAAAUAAUUUGUGAUCUUUUAUUAUAUUAUCUACUUACAAACUCUGAAUUACAAAGCUAUAUGUGAAGCCAUUUAAACAGGAAGCACCUAUACUGAGCUCACAUUUAAAUGAAAACUGACAUUAUUUUGCCACUGCUCUCAUCACUUGUACAUAUCAUUUAAUAUUUGCUUAUUUAUUUCACAGAAAUGUGCUGAACAUUACAAGCAAACCGACAGGUCUGUUACUGGUGAGAACUUUUGUAUAGAAGUGAUUCUAUAGCUAGAGUUCCUGUACUUUGUCACACUCGUUACACAUAAAAUUUGAGGGGCUGAGACUCAUAAUGUCAGUAUUCCCUGAAAUCUACUGAGCCGCGUGUCACAGUUUUCCUGCACAGGCUUGUUGCAUUUGUGGAAACCACAGGAUGGCAUGAUUUACUGUAAAUGAAUGUAAUGAACAUUUUAAUCAAUGCAAAUAAAGUAAAUGGUAAAUGGAAAA